Molecule: messenger RNA, 321 nt
Organism: Ostertagia ostertagi
Lineage: Eukaryota; Metazoa; Nematoda; Chromadorea; Rhabditida; Trichostrongylidae
Source: the annotation of a GenBank genome assembly
AUGAAGACUGUCGCCAAGGCGGACGGCGGUGAUUAUGUUAUCAAUGGGUCAAAGCUGUGGAUCACCAGUUCGAGCCACGCUAAGUUCUUCCUGGUGUUUGCAAACGCUGAUCCAUCGAAGGGACACAAGGGCAUCACUUGCUUCCUAGUGGACCGAGACCAGGAAGGAGUGUCAGUGGACAAAGAGGAGAAUAAAUUGGGAAUUCGCGCUUCAGCCACAUGCCCGGUCUACUUCGAGAAUGUGCGAGUGCCUAAGUCGGCGAUACUCGGUGAAUAUGGAAAAGGUAAAAGUGGAAAUAUUUGUUUCUCACAAUUGUUGUAA